Messenger RNA from Bradysia coprophila, 1864 nucleotides. RefSeq lists its product as uncharacterized. Lineage: Eukaryota; Metazoa; Arthropoda; Insecta; Diptera; Sciaridae. Gene Ontology annotation, molecular function: protein binding. The record is from RefSeq and is a predicted model, not a curated record.
UACUUAUGAACAUUUUACGUACAGUUCACUUUGAGCCAUCAAGAUGAUAGCUCUAAUCAUCAUUUCUACUCUCUUAAAUGUAGUGAUUGCACAACAGUCUUCCUUAAGGUGUACUUAUGCCCUCUACGGUGGAACAUAUACCUGUGAUCUAACAAUAAAUAAUCCGAAUGGAUUCAAUAACUUUACGGAAAUCGAAGGUAUUCAUUUGGAAGGACAUACCAAUGCUGACGUAACGACUGUGUACAGGGUCAGUGGCGUUAGUACAAAUGUACCCAGUAUCAUUUGCGAACAAUUUCCAAAUCUUGAUUCCAUUGGGAUGUACUUUACUGGACUGAUUGCAAUUGGUGAUAGUGACUUUGCCGGCUGUACACGGGUUACUGAACUUGGCUUAUCUGCUAAUUCGAUUAGUUCAAUCUCAGCGGACGCCUUCGUCACCUUGCCCAACCUUGUGGAUAUUAAUUUGGACACGAAUUCACUGACAACUUUGCCGGAGAAUGUGUUUUCGAAUCAACGAAAUUUGGAGGACUUGGAUUUGAGUUUCAAUCCGUUCCAAGAUAUACCAGCUGGUGUAUUCCGGCCUCUCGAAAAUCUUCAGUAUCUCCAUCUCAUCAGCGCAAAUCUCAAUGCAAUCAAUAACCAAUGGUUUUCAGCGAAUGAUCGUCUUAUCUACUUGACGUUGGCAGAAAAUCGGGUCACACUGUCGCAAGAUAGUUUCAAUGGAUUGGAAGCGUUGCGUACACUCGAUUUGGGAAGUAACAUGAUUACUCAAAUUCCACCAGGAGCUUUCGCACAACUGCAGAAUCUAGAAAACUUAAACUUAUUCCGCAACGGUUUAACGGAACUUCAACCGGAUUUUUUCGCUGAUCUCAGCCGAUUGGUGUCUCUUGACAUCAGUUCUAAUCCGAUUCAAGUGAUUAACUCGGGGGCAUUUCGAGGACUGGACAAUCUUCUAGAGUUAUACAUGUCACAAUGUCGUUUACGGCAGCUGCAAUCCGAUAGUUUUGAGGACUUAAUCAAUUUGAUAUCGUUGAAUUUGAAUUUUAACGAAAUCGAGGAACUUCCGCAGGGUGUUUUCGUUCCGAUGCCGAAUCUUACUUACAUCGGCUUGUGGAGUAAUCGUUUGAAGACUGUACGAAGAAGUAGUUUCGGAACAUUGACUAACUUGGAAGCGUUGGAUUUAGAUGAAAACAUUGUGAAUGCUCUGGAUAGAGCAAUCAUUGAUGAUGCGACCAGCCUUGAUACACUUAGUUUCAUUGGCAAUCUGUGUGCCAACAACUAUUUUCUGAAUUUUCGAAUUAGUCGAGCUCAAUUUUUGGUCAUGCUGGAGACAUGCUUCAGCAAUAUGCGAUACAUCAUAGACACAGUAACUGAGGGCGACGAUGCAUUUUCGUUCUUCGAUGGACGAAAUCCUGGAAUUGUCGUACGUGUUAACACCACCAAUGAAGUUCAAAUUGCUCUCACACCAUUCGACUUUGCAUGGCGUCCAAUGAUCGAAAUUUUCAUUGGUGCAUCGAACAACACAAGAUCCGUUAUUCGGAUGAAUCAAGACACGAAUGUUGUCAGCGUGCCCACACCAAAUAUUAUCUCGCCCGAUCAAUGGAACGAUUUUCGAAUCACUUGGGUGAAUCAAAUUAUUCUGGUUUACAGUGGAAAUGAUGAGUUCCCUUUCAUGGCUUUCGCGAUGCAAGAUUUCUUCCCGGUUAGCUUUUAUGGUUUGAGGGCUGUUGGAACAAGAGCGUCAUGGAGUGUACAACCUUUGGAUUAACGUUCGCCGAACAUGUAUCAAUUCGAAUGGACUUUGAAUUAUUGAUAUAAAUUGUACGACCUGUGACCUCGUGUAAAUAAAUUUUGAUUCAUCAUUGGU